This is a messenger RNA of Ixodes scapularis (black-legged tick), 2509 nucleotides long. RefSeq names its product nuclear cap-binding protein subunit 3. The transcript has 9 exons. Bases 291 to 1679 code for a protein of 462 amino acids. The record is from RefSeq and is a predicted model, not a curated record. Gene Ontology annotation, molecular function: RNA 7-methylguanosine cap binding; mRNA binding. Lineage: Eukaryota; Metazoa; Arthropoda; Arachnida; Ixodida; Ixodidae. Gene Ontology annotation, cellular component: nucleus; cytosol.
GAGAAACAAUCCAAUCCAAAAGUCAUUCGAGUCGUCGUUCGUUGUCUCGCUUGUCUCGUCCGUCGUUUUUUGCGUGUGCAUAAUUUUGCCGAGUUUGCUGUGCCGUCCCAAGUUCCUUGUCCACAAACCUGGCCGCCUGGCCCGCGUACCCAUGGCACGUUUAUUAAGCCCACUGGCCGUUCUAUCAGGGAAGAGGUAAUCGUGGUGAGCGUAGUUCAUCAGUAGGGGCUACCAUCUCGGCACCGGCCGCCGGACGGCUAGUGCGGAACAGUGCGGAACCCUGCACCAAUAUGGCAGAGUUUCUGCUGGAGCGGGAACUGCCCAAUCUGAAAGUGGCCGUGGACAACGACGAUUGCAUGGACAUGGACGAAAGCAGGACGGGGCGCGACUCACCACCGGCAGAGCAGCAGCAGACCGAGGUGGCCGCCAAGGACGCCGCCGGCGACGAGAUGGCCGCCGAAGACGCGGAUGAUCCGGAAGACGACCCUGCCUUUGCAGCCCAGCUGCAAGAACUCUACCAGAGUCUCAAGGUGGAUGCCAAGCGUCCGGCAGGGACACGGCUGAACACGCUGCACGUGCGGGGCGUAAGCAACAUGAGCACCGAGGACGUCGAGCACUUCUUCCGGGAAUACGGCCCCAGCUCCGUGGACUGGAUCAACGACCAUGCUUGCAACGUGGUGUGGCAGCGACCGAGAGACGCUGCACGUGCUCUCCUGGCCCUGAGCCGGCCCCUGCGCCUCAGGCGACGUCCCAAGGCACGGCCUCCGCCCCGGGAAGCCCCGGACCCGACUGGGCAAGAAGAGGAGGAGGUGGUGCUCAUGUCGGAGGAGGACCUGCCCGGGGAGGAGGAGGAGGAGGUGCUGGACGUCUCCGAGCUGGAGGUGCCCCUGCCCCCCGGCCAGUGGCGCAAGGCCACCCCCGACCACCCCAAGGCCAAAAUGCUGCUGCUACGCUUCUCCUCCAAGCACGACAGGAAGGGGCCCGGUGCAGAGAAGCAGAGCGAGUACUACCGCAAGUAUGGCAACCCCAACUACGGAGGCAUGACAGGACUCAUCAGCGGCUCCCGCAAGCGGCGCAUGCGGCGUGGUGCUGCCUCCAGGGAUCCUUCACACAGUGACGAUGAAAGCCACGGGGAGGCAGGCAGGGGCAGCGGCCAGCAGCGGGUUGCCAAGCGCAUGCGCAUGUACGCUGACGACGAGGAAGACAGGCUGCAGCGCAGGAAGCAGGCAACACUAAGCGACGCAGACUGGGCGCCCACCCCGUGGUCCUCGCCAGGGCGUUCCCCUCCGUCGGACGAGGAGCCCCGCUCCGGCACCGUAUGGGACCGGCUCUCCGGAGGACGCGCACUCGCGACGGAGCCCCGGCGCAGAAGCCCGCCACCCCCCCCGCAUCGCUCGCGCUACGUCGACCUGGAUGACCCCAGGCUCCGGGACGACUACGAUCCGGCCGAAGAGGACGAUGACUUCGGCUACGGCUACGGCUACGGCUACGACUAUGGGGAGAGGCCGCGCCGAGAGGCGGACCGCGAGGACUUUCCGGGACGGAGGUCGUCGUCUGGCGUGGGUACGGCGGGCACGGAUCUGAGAGCCAAGCUGGAGAAGCUGCGUCAGAGCCGCUCGCUGGCGUCGGAGCGGAAGACGAGGCCCCUGCGCAUCUCAGUGGCGAGGGACGCUGUCUGAAGUGUUUCGAGGGCCUUGCGGAGCAUCGUGCAGCGUCGCAUCGCAAAUUGACAUGCCGAGAGCUUUUGAGUGUCGGUUCGUCACACCUUGUAUAUCGUGGGACAGCCGGAGCCGAGUCUGGUUCGCCAAGAAACGCGACUCGGGGAGGGACGUUUGUCGCCGUCGAGCAAUUAAGGAGUUGAAAUUUUACGAGCAACAUGGGUUCUGCGUUAGAGGAACAGGUGCAGCGAAUGGGACGCGGCAUCUCAUUGGCAAUCUACGACACCUCGCGUCCAGUACGCAUUUCGCCGUGGGAUGUUAGAUUCGUCGCACUUUGAGCGUCGUCAGAUUUGCCCGCCGGAAAGGCUUUCAUCUAAUAGCACUGUGUAAAGAUGCCUGUGAGCCAAGUUGCAUUUCAUCCAUUGUGCGACUAAUGCAACCUAGUUUACGUACAAACAGUACUCUAAAACUCGCUGUACUUUGCGUUUAACGGUAAGCCAAGGGUGGCGAGGACCGUGCACAUGGCCGAGUUUUUUGCUCUGGAGAUUUGAAUUGUGUGCACAUGAAGACUGACAUUCGAAUUGGAACCUGUGACCAAAACCGUCACUGCUGGCUGAACGCUUCCAUUUUGCCUCGGUCUGUAUUCUGGUGGGCAUGUGUUUUUUAAGCCAUUGAGGUUCGCUUCCCAUUAGAGAACUGUUACAGUUGCGAUCUGAUGCCCAACGCAGUUCACAAGCUACUUACAACCGACAAUUGUGAACAUCGAAGCGUUGAUUCACUUUGCUCUAAUGGUGUACGAAUUCUUUGUGAACUCAAAUAUAGCAAUUAAAAGCAUCCAGACACGCUCUUGA